GAUCCCACUUCUCCUCUUCCUCUUGCUCCCUUUACUCCCCCUGCUCAUCAUCGCCCCCAUGACCUUCACUCGACCGUCUCCCGACAGCUGAUCAUGGUCCAACUCAGGCUGUCUUCUCCUUCCUGUCGCUGUCAUGCGUCCGCGAGAACAGCCUCCACCGUCCGCCUCCCAUACCACCCGUUCUCGACGCUCACCGGUCCCAGCUAUGCCUCUGUCUGCAGAUAGGCAGAGGCUGAACGGCUCGAAACCCCUCACACCGGCUCUGUCUUCCAACUUCCGGAAUGGAAAGCCAGGGCUGACCCCCAGGCUCGCUGGUUCUGGGUCUGGGUCGACAUCCCCCUCCGUUGCCUCUCGAAAAGAACCACUUGUCCAAGUACGAUCUCGAUCUCCCGGCAAGAACAAUGAGAGAGAAGCCACUCCGCUCUCCACCAACAUCACUCCAAGGUCGGGGGCGAGAAGUUCUCGAUAUGGCACCGAGUCUCCCUCCACUCCAGCUCCUGUCAGGCCACUGAACCACCACUCGGGGCUAAAUCCUUCCCCGCCGGACACCAUUUCCCAGGCGCACCCGAGACACCAUGCUGGUAUUGGAAUAAGUACACCACGUUUGAACAUGAGUACACCCUCUUUGCCGAAUCCAAACAUCGCCUCUGCUCCGGCCAUAACCCAACGAAGGAUUUCCGCCGCGAAGAGCAUGGUAGAGGGCACCCAAGAAGCCUCCUCUUCCAAGUUCUUCCACGCCAAUCAAGUUAAACCAAACCUUGGUUCGCCCCGUAUCGACUCGACAUAUCAGCCUCCCCAUGCCCCAGGCCGCUUCUUUGUUGGAUCUCCGCCGCUGGCGACCGUUCCAUCAGCCCCUCAAUCGCCUGUUAUUCGGCCCCCAGAGCAAGAUGAUGCGAAGUUCUUCCGUGCAGAUGAUAUACCUCAACAGCAUCCACCCAAACGACCCCUCCAGCCAUUCGUUAAUCUGGAUCACGUCUCCAUCGAGCCUUCCGCAGAAAUAUCUUAUACACAGCAGAAUCACAAUUCUCGUUCUCCUCACGCCACACCCCCUCAUUCUCCCGUUAAAACUCAUCAUUCUGGUUUCGCACACAUGCCAUCCUCUCCGCCAAAGAGCCAACUGAAGUUUGAGCACGCGGCACCACCAUUUUCCCGCGCUUAUACCGAUCGUCCUAAAAGCAUCACUAGCCGCGCUGCUCUGCUAGAAUCUGCGGACCAGAACGGGCAUAAGAAGUCGACCAGUGCAAGCUCCAUCACCAAUUCAUCCUCUAGGCGGCUAAGUGGGCCCAGAUCAGCUCCUCCACAACCUCUUGAUAUUCAGCCAGCCACUCUUUCAGGUUCUCCGCGGAUUGCAGGCGUCAACAUGCUGUCUCCGGAGGCUUUGAGUCCUCGAUCCAUCAGUCUCACAUCGUCAAACACGAUGCCAACAUCUGCCAAUAGCGACGCUGACUCCUCCGACAUUUCCAAACUUUCUGGCCGUCCCAAUAGCAUGCCAGACCAUCCCACAGAGAGUGUCUCAUCCCCACAGCCUCAACUUGAUGGAGCAGCCAAUGCACGGCGCGAACGAAAAGUUCUGGAUUUGGAGAUCUCAAAUUCGUCAUUAUUGGCCAUCAACAAGACGCUAGAAAGGGAACUUCGGAAGCAGAGUGUUGAACUUCGUCGAUUCCGCCGACUCUCACGGUCUGGCAGACUAUCACUCGCCCCCACAACCCGAAGUAUCUCUGGUCAGUCGGCAUACAGUCUUGACACGGUCACUGAGAUGGACGGGGACGAGCCACAUCUGUCUGAUGGAGAAGAUGAAAGCGACUUUGAUGACUUUGACGACGAAGAUGGUUCGAUCCUUUCUAAUGAAUCAGGCUCUCUGACAGGAUCGUCGGCACGGUCUCGACAGCGAGCACGUGAUGAAAAACGGUUGAUGCUGGACCUUUCUAAGCAUCAGCAGCUAUUGAUCGAUAGUCAAAAAUUGAGUCAAAGCAUUAAAAGGUGCAUGACAUGUACAGAGGAGCUAAUUCGCGACGGAAAUAAGGCUCUAGAGUAUCGAGUGGGGAUUGGCGAUGUCAAGUUGGGAGGACGAGUACUGAACGACGAAGAGUUGGACGAGAGAGGACUCGAUCAAGGGACUGACGAGAUUGAAUUCGGGCGCGGACUCCUCAGCCCAAGCCUUGCCCAAAGUCGACUCAAUGAAGUACAGACUUGGGAUGGGGACGGGUUGAGGACAAAUUCCUCCGGUGCAUUCUCGGAACUAGAGGAGUUGACUAAUAUACUCGACUCAGCAGCCACCGAAAUUUCAGGAUAAAGGUAUUAGUGUGGAUCCUAAAGACUCGGCACGAUGGAGAUAUACAAAGAUUGCAACAACAACAACAAGACACCAUUCCACUUACGAAAGUUGGUCUGGAUUGACGAAGCUACGAAGAAUCAGACGAGUGUACCGGAGUCGAGGAGUGUUGGUGUACAUUGCAUAUUGAGGUGAACAUGUGUUGGGACGAUGACAGCGGCCCUGAAGAUAUAUGAUACCCGUCAUGGCAAUAGAUCUGGUCUUCUCUGCUCAUAUAUCAUCUCGAAUUGAUUAAUUCUACUGUGACCUUCUUGGU
Molecule: messenger RNA, 2588 nt
Organism: Exophiala mesophila
Lineage: Eukaryota; Fungi; Ascomycota; Eurotiomycetes; Chaetothyriales; Herpotrichiellaceae
Exons: 1
Coding region: 134-2293 (719 amino acids)
Source: RefSeq, a predicted model, not a curated record